Necator americanus (New World hookworm) is the source of this 1482-nucleotide messenger RNA. RefSeq lists its product as uncharacterized. The coding region runs from base 1 to 1482 and encodes 493 amino acids. Gene Ontology annotation, cellular component: cytoplasm; early endosome membrane; late endosome membrane. The record is from RefSeq and is a predicted model, not a curated record. The transcript is spliced from 14 exons. Gene Ontology annotation, molecular function: MHC protein binding; zinc ion binding; ubiquitin protein ligase activity. Lineage: Eukaryota; Metazoa; Nematoda; Chromadorea; Rhabditida; Ancylostomatidae. Gene Ontology annotation, biological process: protein polyubiquitination; immune response; antigen processing and presentation of peptide antigen via MHC class II.
AUGGACGGAAUCACCCUCCUCUCCAUAAUUGAUUGUUUCCAUGCAAAUGGAGAGGUCAAGCUUGUCAUUUUGAUGCAGCAAACUCCACAAUAUAAGAUGGAUACGUCUAGUAACGAUUCAGUAUUGAUGAGAGCGGGUGUUAUUUGCAGUAAAACGGGCGAAAACCUAGGAACUAUCGAGGAAGAGCUCACCCAAUGGAUACAACAUCAUCGCAAUAUCGCAUUGAAAUCGACGAAAGCGAACAAGACUCCAAAAAAAUCUGCAACGUUCCAUAAUAUCGUGGAUUUAAAGGAAGCACGUGCUCAUCAUCCCCAUCAGUCCAACAGCGACCAACAGAUUAAAAAUUUGGCAACUCCUCGAAGAAAGCGCUCUCUUUUCCACGAAAUGGGCGAACGUAUACGCUUGUUAUCCUCUGGUUCAUUUGUCACAGCCCUCCCAUCAUCUCCUCAUCAUAUCUCAAAGACGCAGUCAAUGAAUAGUUUUUGUGAAACAACCAAUAACGCGAACGCGACAUCACCGCCGCGACGUCCACUGAAAAAAACGCGACCCUGUGUUUGUCAAGGAUCGUUGCUGUCAUUACGGAACAACGAAGAUUUCUCAAUAGAUAUGGAUUUAUAUAUGGCGAAGGCUCCAUCACAAUUAGGAAUUCUUUGUCAACAUUGUUUGACGACAGAUUUCCCGUGUCCUAAGACACAUCAGGAACAUGUAUCACCGUCUUUACCAUCUUUGUAUUCACUUGCUGCCUCAGAUCUAUCUGGAAAUGAGCCGCUUUGUCGGAUUUGCCAUUGUUGCUGGCCAUCCGAUGCGUCUGAUCCGUUGAUAUCACCCUGUAGAUGUUCUGGAUCUCUGCAGUAUGUCCACAUCUCUUGUUUAAUGCACUGGUUAGAUAUAUCAUCGCGGAAGUUGCACAGACCAGCAGUGUGCGAACUGUGCCUUUACAAGUAUAGGAGAAGACGCGUACUCAAGUAUCGUGAAAUCAAACUUCCUAACUGCUCUGAUCGUGACGUGCGAUAUUACACGCUUUUCGUUUGUGCUCUAGCAAUGAUGAUUCUUUCUGCCCUUGCUACAAUAGUGUGCUUCCAGCUUGAGAAAUCUUACUCAUCACAUUCCAAUAAAACAUCCCCCGCGACGUUUAGCGCAUCUGAGACGAAUAGUCCAGAUCUCUCUUCUCCUGCUGAUCUGUUGCAUCGUGAGGACAUAGAAAAUCUGCUCAGCACCGUGACCCUCAUUGCCGCCAUUUUAUUUUUCUUCAGCUUUUUCAUCGCUAUGUAUGCUCAUGUAAAGUCGGGUAUCAGUUUUUGUGGUUAUGUUUCUUUGUGUUGGAGUUCGAAUUUGGAGUGGACUAUCGAGGAGUAUAAACAGUCCCGAGAUUCCCAGUACCUCAGUAAACUGGAGGAGUUGCGAAGGAAAAUCAAUGAAAAGCAAAAAAAGGCGCUGGAGGAAGUGGAACCAUUGCGAAGUUCGGUUGUUGUGAUCGAGUAA